AGAGUUUGGUCACAUGAUCUGUUCAAAAUGUCGGCGGAUCUGACUCUCGGGUCAGUCCCGGCGUACUACAGGGAGGUUUAUGAAAUUCUGUGUCCCCACAACGAACAGGUUGAUAAAGAUCUUUUUAUACAGCUGCUGUUAAAGUCGAGCUUGCCGCGACCUACAAUAUCACAGAUAUGGGAUAUGGUAGAGAGCAAGCAGGGCUACCUGACCAGGGUAGGGCUGUAUAAAGCCCUGGCUCUAACUGCUCUGGCUCAGCAGGGCAAAACUGUUAGUGAAAAACUACUGGAGAGUUUCUCUGGGCAUGAACUUCCAAGACCCAACUUAGGUGAUUUGUCAGACUUACGGGCAACAAGCAUCAAAAUGCGACGACAGAAAUCUCCCAAUAUACUAGGAUAUUCUUACCAUGAACUUUGUAAACUAGACACAAUUAAAGUAGAACUUGUGCCUGAGAAGAAAGGACUUAUACUAAAACAUGUGGAAUAUGAAGUCACAAGCCAGGUUUGUAAAACCACAGUGUUGAGAAGAUACACUGACUUUCUGGCAUUCCAAGAAAUGUUAAUGACAAGAUUUCCCUACAGACUUAUUCCAAGACUGCCCCCUAAGAAAAUGAUGGGAGCUAACAGAGAGUUCAUAGAACAGAGACGUAAAGCUCUGCGACGAUUUCUGAACUUGAUUGCCAGGCACCCACAGAUGUAUGAUGACAAACUCGUCAAAUUCUUCUUCACAUAUUCAGGGACAGAUAUGCAGCACAAAAUAAAAGAGGUUUUUAGGGGAAUCCCAGAUGAAUUUAUGACCAGCAACCUUGCAAGUCAAGCCAAGGAUCUAGUGCCAAUGGACACCCAGACUCAGCUCUCUAACAGUAAGGAACACAUUAGGAUUUUAUAUAACAGUGUAUGUAAAUUAAAAGACAUCACAGAGAGAAUGGUCUUCAGAGCCACUAACUACGCCUGUGAUAUGCUCCAGUUUGGACAGGAAUUAAGUCAGUUAAGCAAUGACAGUACCCCUAUCUCAGCCUGGGCUACAGGAACCACAGACACGUGGAGCCACCUACAGAAGGGGUUCAAGCACCUGUCUGUGGAGUACGCCGCCAUAUCAGAGAAAAGCUCAGUAGAGGCUGCAGACGAAGAUGAACAUGUUCUAGAGAAAUUAUCAUUCUUCCAAGAUAUGUUAAUAUCAUACAGAGAUUUAUGUGAGAGACAUGAGAAAGGAGUUCUACAGGAUCAUCAAAGGGCCAUUGCUAAAAUGGGGCAGUAUAAAAAGAAAAAAAUGUCUGCAACUGUUAGCUCUUCAGAGGCUGGUGCUGUCGAACAGUUGGAGCAGAAAAUACUUGAUCAAGAGGGUCAGAUAGCCAAUAUGGAGAACAGGAAUUACUACAGUUUACAUUGUUUACAAAUGGAGACACAACUGAUUCAUGCCAACCUGGAUAUUUUAUAUGACAUCCUGGGAGACAUGACGAAGAUUCAAGCUAAAGCACACAGGGAGCUUGGAAAAGUGUGGGGUGAUAUUCAACCAAUCAUAGACAAUUUACAAGGCCCCCGCCCCGAUUCUCCUGCCAGACUGUCCCCUGUGGGUUCCCCCACCAGCAACAGUCACCCAGGGAUCACAGCAUAAUACACUACUGCCCACACAACAGUUCAAACCUCUGUAUACUGGUUGUAAUCUGCCUCAACAACUUAUCAUUCCACAUCAAACCUCAGAGGAUCCUGAUUUCAUUCAUUAUUCAAAAUGGCACUUGUAUUCAAAUUAUUCAGCUGUCAUUGCAUAUGUAUUUUUUCCCCCCAAGGGAAAAAAACUUGGGUUAGAUUUACUUAUGCAAACUGUGAAAUUUGAAAGUAAGAGGAAAAGUUCAUGAGAAAAUUGGAAAUGCAUGUAUUAUAAGAUCAGCUGAAUCGUCACUAGUCACAUAAUAUUGUUAGUCUCCAUUGAUUCAGGUAUACAAGAAUCAUGAAUACAUUUACAUGUAUACUAUGUUAAAUAUAUACUUAUACUGAAAAAGUUGCUACCUUACCAUACUGUGUAUGUUUUGUUGCCAUUGAUAAUUUCAGGAGUCAUGUAUCUGAUUUGGUUAUCUUGCAGAUAUACUAGAGCAAAUCACUUCAUCUUUUUUUUUUAAAUACCGGUAUAUGUUAUACAUGUAAUCAGAAGAAUAUUUACAUGUACUUUAUUUAAUCGCUAGGUCUCAGAUAUCUGCAUUGAAAAAAAAAACAAGGAAAAACAUAUACACAGGUUUGCAUUAUGUAAAGUAUAAAUUAAAAUGCAGCAUUACUGUAUCCCACUUUUCUUUUAUAAUAAAUCUGUGCAUGUUCGGGAAAUUUUGAAUGUCCUAUAAUGUUUUAUUUUAAUAUCUUGGCCACAUGUUUUGGCAUAUACAAUCUUGCAUUUUGCUCUAUGUGUUGGAUCUCACUGCAUUUAACAAAUAUUAUUCCUCCCACUAGUGUCUAAUUAAGCAAUUUGUAAAUCUAGGACAAUGUUAAUAAAUAUUCUUGUUCUCUCUAGUGUAAAAUUGCAACAAACUUCUUUUGGAUUUUUCAUUAAAAAAAGGAAUUAAAUUUUAAACAGAAAAUAUCAAUGAAAUGACAUAUGGGCAUUGGAGUUCUCUUGAAUUGAUAGUGUGGAAUUAAUUAACAUUAGAAAACUGGCUGUCAUUGAGGGGCUAAGGCACGGGUCCUUUGUCAUUUGCAGCAUUAUAGUGUGCAUAUCUGUCAACAACAACAUCACCAGUAAUCAAUGAAUUAUUCAAAGGAUAUAGGGAGUAUUGAAGUGGCAUAAAAAUGUCUCUUGUGUUGUACACAGUAUGUCAGACUUUGUGCCCAUGAAUGCAUGAUUUCAAUUUGGAAUUGCUCUUCUUUUUGUUUUUCAUUCGUCUUUUCUUUGUUUUUGUGGGUUAAGGGAGCAUCUUUAUCAAAAUUAAAAUCUCUCUGUUGUAAAAUUCAAUGCAUUCCAGAUACCUUGCCAAUCGGAUCACGCUCGCCCUUUCCGGUAACCAAUUAAAGAUAUUUGUGACCGAGUAGUUACGAUUGAUACCUUGCAAGGUUUAGAAUUUAAUAAUUUUUUUAAGCAGAGCUAUUCUUUCGCUUCGUUUACAAUUCACCUUCUCAGAAUUAUUGCUAUAAAUAAUGAAAUAUUGUAUUCUAUACUGUAUCAUAAAUCGAUGCUAAGAAUUUUUGUGUAACAUAGAACAUUUUCCAACCUUGUCCAUUUAGACUUUUGAAUACAAUUGUUAUUGUUAUACCCAUAUGAAUUAGUUAGGGCAUAUUGCAAUUUGAUAUUUGUCCUACUUAAAUUGUUACCCAACAAAUAAAAUUGUGAAAUUUG
Saccostrea cuccullata (small rock oyster) is the source of this 3318-nucleotide messenger RNA. RefSeq names its product sorting nexin-8-like. Gene Ontology annotation, molecular function: phosphatidylinositol binding. Lineage: Eukaryota; Metazoa; Mollusca; Bivalvia; Ostreida; Ostreidae. Bases 28 to 1614 code for a protein of 528 amino acids. Gene Ontology annotation, biological process: intracellular protein transport; early endosome to Golgi transport. The record is from RefSeq and is a predicted model, not a curated record. Gene Ontology annotation, cellular component: early endosome membrane. The transcript has 14 exons.